Medioppia subpectinata is the source of this 1352-nucleotide messenger RNA. NCBI's taxonomy places the organism in Eukaryota, Metazoa, Arthropoda, Arachnida, Sarcoptiformes, Oppiidae. The record is from the annotation of a GenBank genome assembly.
CCAAACUUCUUGGCUAUGAGAAGCACUGACAGGUCUGACUCUCUCUAAUGCUGUGACCAUUUAAUCCUAUAUACCAUCGCAUCCCGUCAUGAAUGCAGCAAACGAUCCACAAUAACAACAUUUUCUUCACUUUUUAUAUUUAAUAUCAGCAAUACUUUUGUCAAAUACCUGUUAUUUGGUGUGAAAAGUGUAUAGCGAUCGUUGUGUUCAUCAUAUUUGUGGCAAUUAUGAUGAAUGCGGCCUAUUUUGACCACAACUCAUCGGCGACCAGUGGUUUCUAUAACCAGGUUCAGGAACAGGCACACUCGGCCUACCGCUCCUUUGCAUCGCAAUCGGCGCUAUCACUGAUGCCCAGCACUGCAUACCCCGCGAACCUGAGGUCCAGUCAAACGGGCAUUCAGUCGGACGGCAUUAACUACGAGAGCAGUAAACUAUACGACAAUUCCAGCGCUCAGCCAUUUAAGAGCGAAGGGCUCAGAGAGUGUGGUCUAACUAAAGAGCAAAAUGGGUUUAAAACUCCAGGCGAUCACCAGAUGAACGCCGGUUGGCCUAACUCUUUACGGCCAUCGCCUUCAUCCACAACAAUGUCGGCUGAAAUGCGAAACUAUGACGCGGCAGCGGUGGCCGCCUGUUCCCGGUCUAUAGCCGACUGGACCACCGGUUGUUGUAAUACGGCUACGAUGUCGGGCGCAGCAGUCGGGGGUCCGCCCAAUGCUUUCUACCCCUGGAUGGCUAUUGCAGGCCUCGCCGGUGCUAAUGGUCUUCGGAGGAGAGGUCGCCAGACGUACACUCGAUACCAGACACUAGAGCUCGAGAAGGAGUUCCACACAAACCACUACUUGACACGAAGACGACGUAUAGAAAUGGCCCACUCGUUAUGUUUGACGGAACGACAGAUCAAGAUAUGGUUCCAAAACCGAAGAAUGAAACUGAAGAAAGAGAUCCAAGCGAUCAAAGAGCUGAACGAACAGGAGAGACAGGCGCAGGCCAGCAAAAUGCAAUCCACCUCAUCCUCAGCCAGUGCUGACAAUUCUAGUAAAACAUAAGUGUUUUUCAUUCAAAAUCAUCGCUUAAAUUGAAGAAAAGGUCAGAAAAAUUAGUUUUCAUUUUUUGUUUUGUUGUGUUCCUCACAUAUAAAGCAUCGGAUUCUUCAGAUUUGUUUGUUUUGGAACUUAUUUUUUGAGUUAAAUUUUAAGAUAUAAAUCAGCAUUAAUUACAUUUAUAUAUAAAUAUUAUAAAUACAGUACAAGACUUGUCAUGAAUUAUAUGAACGAUAACCUAAAGAUGAUUUGUAGUUAGCAUUUGAAUGGUUCGCAAGUAUACGAAAAAUGCUUUGACGUGCAAUUGAUGAG